CCCGAAGUUCCGCCUCGAGCGGAUGUUGGGGGUGAGCCGGUUAUGGCGGCUGUAGGAGGGGAGGAUGAUGGUGGUGGUAAUGCGGGCCUGGCGUUGGCCUUGGUGGAAGGCAGCGCCGGGCGGGCCGCCCGUGUCGGCGACCCGGGGGACUUGGUGGCGCUGGCCCGGCAGGUGCAGCAGGCAGAUGAAUUUGUUCGAGCCAACGCCUGCAACAAGCUGACUGUCAUUGCUGAGCAGAUCCGGUGCUUGCAGGAGCAGGCUCGGAAGGUCUUGGAAGAUGCUAACAGGGAUGCUGACCUGCACCAUGUGGCCUGCAACUUAGUGAAGAAACCAGGAAACGUUUACUACUUGUAUAGGAGGGAGAGUGGCCAAAAGUACUUCUCCAUGCUGUCUCCUAAGGAGUGGGGGACCAGCCCCCAUGAGUUUCUCGGUGCCUAUAAGCUCCAACACGACAUGUCCUGGACGCCUUUUGAGGACAUUGAGCGACGAGAUGCUGAAAUAAACAUCUUGGAGAAGCUGCUGAGCCGGCAGGCAGCGCUGCCCCCGUGUACAGAACCCAACUUCCAGGGCCUCACCAAGUGAUGCAAAGUGUGGUGGCCAUACAGGACCUCUGAACAGAGCUAAUGCCUGAGGACAGGCAGUACCUGAGCGCUGCCAAAGGCAGGGCAAGGAAAGAGACCAAGAAAUGAAAAUGCUGAUGCUGCCAGUACUUGCUCUUUGCUUUAAUAAGACUAAUUCUGAAUUCAGUCUUACUGGAUUUUCUAGUAAUCAAGUAGCUUAUUUCUUUGACUUAUGCCAAGCUGUAAGAAGAGGCAGAUGAUAUCAGAUGGAGUAAUUUCAAAAGGACUUGGGGCAGAUUGAUAGUGUAUAAAAUAUGUCCUACCCAUCUGGCUCUGGUAUAUACCUCACUGGGGCUGUGUGUGGCAGGUAGUGAUUUCAGGUCUGGAUUUUGGCCCUCAUUAUAACACAUAUGUUUAGGAAGCCCCGUGGCAUGGGAAGAACUGUCACAAUUGCAUGCAAGGAGGUCUGUUUUUCCUUCUUCCCUUUCUAGUGUGGAUUUGUUCACCUUAGACCAAGUAGUUCUCCUCCUGACCCAUGCCCUGCAGCAGAAGAAGGGGUUUUGGUGCCUGGCUUGAGACCUGAAGAUGGGGAUGCUGCAGCCCUGGAUUCUCCCUCAGCUCAUCUGCAUCUUAUCUGCCCACAAGGCUUUUGUUACAGCGCUGCCAUCAGCCCAGCCCCAUCCUGCGGAGCUUCACUCUGGCUGACCGAAAUCUUCUCAGAGUCAUUGUAGGAUUUAGGAAGAAGCUUUUCCCAGCGCACCCUCCCUCACUCAGAGCACUGGGCAAAUUAAAAGCAAUGUGUUGUUAUUAUUAGGCCAGGCUAUAAUUAAUUCCUUAUCAAGUCACAAGUGCCUCAUUUGAUAGGGUGCUUCCCCCCCUGCAUGUGUUAUCACCCCAGGUCUUAUUUUACUGCAUGUUAUUAAAUCUGAAUGGGAGAAAGUUAAUUACUGCAUGGGCUGUAGUGCUAAUUACAGCAACAUCGGAGACCUGUGAUUUAUGCUUCUCUGGGAGGAAGGUGUUCCUGCCCCAGUUUUAUCUGUUUCCCAUCAUUAAGAACUGUAAGCUGAUGUACAAAGGAUUGGGGUGAUGG
Molecule: messenger RNA, 1650 nt
Organism: Coturnix japonica (Japanese quail)
Lineage: Eukaryota; Metazoa; Chordata; Aves; Galliformes; Phasianidae
Gene: C9H1orf50
Product: chromosome 9 C1orf50 homolog
Source: RefSeq, a predicted model, not a curated record